Molecule: messenger RNA, 3599 nt
Organism: Pectinophora gossypiella (pink bollworm)
Lineage: Eukaryota; Metazoa; Arthropoda; Insecta; Lepidoptera; Gelechiidae
Product: protein artichoke-like
Exons: 9
Coding region: 250-2169 (639 amino acids)
Molecular function (GO): protein binding
Source: RefSeq, a predicted model, not a curated record
CGCUCGCAGCGGACGUUCAGUAUUGUAGCUGUUAUAAGAACAGAUUUGAAUUAUUUAUGGUUUGAGUUGUUUUGUUUAUAACAGUGAUGGUGUUGAGGAUUUGUGGAACUGUGAACGGAAGGAGUGUUGUGAUGAGCAGCAAAGUACACACGGAGGCGAUGCCGAUAGCGACGCGAUAAAGAACCUUAUCAUUCCCGCCCGAUUGCCGGCGACAACACAUGUUCGACGUUCGAAGAAAAAAGAGUAAAAAUGAGUGUUUUAUUUUUAAUUUUCUUUUUCAUCGCCGGCAAAGGCGAGGAGACUGAAGUGCAACAUAAAUUAAAUUUAUGUGAGUUUUGUACGUGCAGUGAAAUUCCUGAGAUACCUGAGAUUGACGGAAUGAACCUAGUGUUGAAUGUGCAGUGUUCCGAACUGGAUAGGAUAGAGUAUGUGGCGGAUUUGGACAAAAUAGCCUGGCCAGAGAACCCUAACGGGCUGAAGAUAUCGGCGACCUUUGAAGGGCUGGGACUUUCCACGUUGGGCAAGUUACCUGCCAACCCCCUAGUGGAGACUCUCCGGUUCAGCAACAACGCUAUCAAGACCUACUGGCCGGACCCUUUCAGCGAGGUCUCCAACUUGAAGAAACUUUCCUUCUCCCAGAACGACCUCACGGAGAUCACCCCAGACCUGUUCACCAACAUCGAGCACUUGGAAGAUCUUGAUCUUUCCUAUAAUAAACUUACAGAGUUUAAUCCUUUGGACUUCAAACAUUUGCGCAAUGUCAGAAGAUUUAACUUACAAAGUAACCAGUUAAAGAAGGUCCCCUUAGAAGCUCUGCAGCCGAUGUUGGCGUUGGAAGACCUGGAUUUGAGUAAAAACGGUAUUUACGACCUGCUGCUGCAGAGAGGGGACACUGUCGUGCUGAAGGAUCUGAAGAGAUUGAACCUAAGCGGGAACAGAGUACGAUCUGUCAUGAGGAAUUCCUUUUCGGAGGAUAAUUCUUUAGAACUUCUCGACCUAUCAAACAACAUAAUCGAAAUCAUAGAAGAGGACGCAUUUAUGGGCUGCACGAACCUUCGAGAACUGAACCUUGGUCAGAACAACAUAACGGUCACUUUCGCUCUACCGCCGUCACUGCAGAUUGCCAUUUUGAAAAUUAACACUCUGUACCAUUGGCCACAGUUUCCCAGUGGAAUAACGUAUAUAGACCUGUCAUACAAUAAGCUAACAGAUUUGUAUGAUGAGAGCAAAGCUGAGUUUGAUAAUUUAGAGAUCCUAAACAUAGGAGGCAACCAAAUCAAAGACUUGACAAUCGAGAAGAAACUGCCAAAACUAUUCACUCUAGAUUUAUCCUAUAAUCUCUUUGUCGAAGUACCAAAAUCCAUCAAUAGUGAACUUCUACCCACUUUAGAAGAACUAAGACUCGAUGGAAAUCCAAUAGAGAGUAUUUAUUUUAAAAAUAUCAUAGCCCUAAAGCACCUUUACAUGAGUGAGUUGUUGAAAUUGGAGGUAGUUGAUGACAAGUCAUUCAGUAACGUGAUUGGUCGGAGCGGAGAGGAUGCGAGUCAGAACAGUGAGAACUGCUUCUUUCUCUAUCUGUCAAACUGUCCAGCGCUUAGAGAGAUAAAGGAAGGUGCCUUUGCUGGGACCAACGUGUGUAUGCUGGACAUAAGCAAGAACAACCUGACGGGUCUAUCUAAAAACCUGCUCGACUGGGGGUUAAUGACCGAGGGCGCCAACCUGCAGUUCAACCCGUGGCAGUGCAGUUGUGAGCUGCAGUGGGUACUGGAUGACCUGCUGCCCAUGAUGUAUAGCAGCAACUCCAGACUCCUGGCUGAGUUGAGAUGCGGGUCUCCCCGAGCCUUCGAAGGGCUCCGCCUCGUACACUUCUACAACUGGACGGAGCAGGCCAUGUGCAACGAUGCCUACUCGCCAUCAGGGUCGCGUGGCAACUAUAUGCUGGAGCCUUCAACAGACCCGCCGAAAGUCACCUCUCUCACUCUAAUCCUGGGAGGCUGUAUCAUCGUCGCUCUCCUAGUGGCUAUUGCUCUCUCUGUCUACCUCGUUAAGAGCAGGCGAAGGUACCGAGUGCGACAGGCAGCGAUGAAACGCAAGCGGCAAAGCGCUUUGGACGCUAAAAACUCAAAUGGGAUGCAGAAAGAACAAUUCUCCGCUUUGAAUAGCGCGUAGUGAUUCCUCAGUGAUAUAUAAACUUGAAAUGUAAGUUUAAGUUGAAUGUUUUGUUACCAAAAAGGAUUUUUGUGUCAAAUCAAAGUGAGGGCACUAGUUCAUAUAUGAAUCGUGGAUAAGCGGACCCUGUGAAAACGAGAAAACGCUAGGUAGAUAAAUAGAACGUAUCAUUGACGUGGAACCCUUACGAUUUAAGGCCAUGACGAUCAACAAAGUGGAACAGUUUCGAAUUGAUUUGAAACCAGUCUAAAUCCAGAAUAGGAUACUUUGCUCGGAAGUCUAUUAAAAAUCUAUCAGUCGCAGAAAUUCUGUGCCAUAAUAAAAAAAUCAAGACCGCUUGCGUAACAGGUCUGACAUAUUUUUUUUGUAUUCUCUUCUAUCGUGUGGGUUGUGAGCUGGAGUACCAACCUCAUCAACCCUGGUGUCAGGGUUACUAUUGAGCCGCCAAAGGCCCCUGACAUGGCUCGUGUAACGACUACUUCAGUAAGUAGUAACCGGGACCAACGGCUUUACGUGCCUUCAGAAGCACGGAUCAUCUUACUUUCGAACAAUCUGGUGAUCAGCCAGUAAUGUCCUAACCAAAUUAGGGACCACAACAAAAUAUUUUUUGUGAUAUGUUCCCACCGGGAACCGAACCCGGGGCCUCCGGAUCGUGAGCCCAGCGCUCAACCACUGGACCACAGAAGUCGUUUGAUUGUGAUUUGAUUUUUCAAAAUAUAUGGGGAUUGAGAUAUUUUAAGUCGUUUAAAAGCCAAAGUAACAGUCCCAGAAAUUUCGUGCCAUUUUUAUAUCUUGUUUAUCCCCUUGGGAAAAAAAUCAAACCACUUGACGACCAUAGAGCAAUACGGACCUGACGACAUACGGACAAUUCCGCCUGACGACAGGUCUGAUACAUUUUGUUUUUCUGGCCGACACUUUUGACUUUGAGCCGUUUGUACCCAACAUUGUAUAGAGCAUGAGUGAUGUCCUUUGUCAGAGGCCUUUGAGGCGUAAUUAGAUGAAAAAUGUUCUUAAUUACGUACAAAACCCACCAAUCAUAACAAUGAGUCGCCUACUAUCCGUCAUUCAUGAACUCGAAUCCGAUGUUGUGCGGGAAUACUGUCGAUAUAAUAUGGUAUACGAGUAUUAUAUUGUACGCGAUAGCAUAGUUCAAAAGUCAAAGAAAAUACGUAUUUAAGAGCGACAAAACGUGUUUUCUCAAAAAAUUAUAAUUUAUAAACAGUCUUUUUGUAAAUAGGUACAUUUUCAGUAUUUGUUUCCAAACCAAAUCACUUAGAACAAACAACUUGCCUUUAUUAUAAAUGCCAAAUAUACUUUAUUACGUUCAUACGAAGGCCAAAGUGUAUAUAAUUUAAAUUAAUAUUGUAUUAUUUAAUUUUUUGUUUUAACUAGGCCUAGAUUUACAUUUAAAUAAAGUAUUUUUUUAUUGA